AGUACUUUGUAAUUGUAAAGUGCUCAAGUCAGCUGUGGUCAGCUGUUUUGUUUGUAGUUUUUCCCGAAUUAAUUUAUUUAAUAUUUUUUGGUCAAAAAUGAAUACAAUCGUUAGUGAAUUAAGUAUGAACGAUUUGAACAGUAAAUUUUUCGAGAUAAUACAGAACGAAAGCAACGCUGAAGACGCGGCUAACUUUAUAUUUGAAAGUGUUUGUGACGAUGUUACUUUGGGCGUACUUUUCGAGGUCCAUCAUGGAAUAAAAACUGGUCUCACGGAGCUCUUGGAAGGGGAGAAGGAGGAUGAAGAGCCGUACAAGAUAGUGAACUCGCCAGAAUGCGAUGUUUUUGGUUUUUCGAUAUUGAAGAAGACUCCCGAUUCAAACUGUUCUUGCCCUAACUGCGAGAGGCCUGUGUCGGCGACACGGUUUGCCCCUCACCUAGAAAAAUGCAUGGGUAUGGGCCGCAACAGCUCCCGCAUAGCCUCGCGUCGAAUCGCGUCCAACAGUCGAGAACCAACUUCCUAUGCAGGACUCCUCAGUGAUGAUGAGGAUGACGCAGACUGGUCCGGCGCGCCGCUGUACAGCGAGCGACGCAAACGACGGCUGAAGACCAAUAACAAGAGGCCUAGCAAAAUGCAUAACCUUUCAGGGCUAUACAAUCUACCGCCUUCCUCCUUCACUCAACUUUCCAGCGGCAAUAGGAGUAACAACGGCAACCACAACUCUGACUCCAACGAAGGUGCCACCUACGAGACGAUGACUGCCAACGAGAAAAAGAACCUUUUGCUGCAGAUAUGCGGGGUAGUGUCCGAGCAUACUAAGAAACUGUGUACACGAUCAACCCGUUGCCCCCAACACACAGAAGAGCAACGUCGCACGUUAAGGAACAGCGUUCUAGAACCUUCCACGCCAGAGUCACAAUCCAUGGGGCUCACGGCUGAAGAAGCAGGGUCACCCCCUGACUCCAGCCCUUCGUCGUCUUGUUCGUCGUCGAGUCGAAAACGCGACCGCCAUCGCGCCAUUCCCAAAAUGAAGAAUAAACGGGAAAAAUUGUCCCCCCUAAAUGGAAGGGAUUAAAUAUUAAAAAAAAUCUAUGUUCAUCCAUACUAUAUACUUACAUUAUAAAUGCGAAAGUCUGUCUGUCUGUCUGCUACAUUUCACGGCCCAACAGUUUAACCGAUUCUGACGAAAUUUGG
Molecule: messenger RNA, 1194 nt
Organism: Maniola jurtina (meadow brown)
Lineage: Eukaryota; Metazoa; Arthropoda; Insecta; Lepidoptera; Nymphalidae
Gene: Sgf11
Product: SAGA-associated factor 11 homolog
Exons: 4
Coding region: 98-1075 (325 amino acids)
Biological process (GO): regulation of transcription by RNA polymerase II; positive regulation of DNA-templated transcription
Cellular component (GO): SAGA complex; DUBm complex
Molecular function (GO): transcription coactivator activity
Source: RefSeq, a predicted model, not a curated record